Messenger RNA from Solanum dulcamara, 759 nucleotides. RefSeq names its product auxin-responsive protein SAUR32-like. NCBI's taxonomy places the organism in Eukaryota, Viridiplantae, Streptophyta, Magnoliopsida, Solanales, Solanaceae. The coding region runs from base 311 to 667 and encodes 118 amino acids. Gene Ontology annotation, biological process: response to auxin. The transcript has a single exon. The record is from RefSeq and is a predicted model, not a curated record.
UACCGCAUAUCAUUUACAUUUUGGUCUGACCGUUUCAGCUAAUCCCUUAAGAAUACUAGUAUUCGUCUUCCCCUGUAUAAAUAGACUUGUCUGGCUCUUAGAAAACCCCCAAUUCCAUCUGAAAAAACUUCAAAUAGAGAUCAGAUUUAUGCAGUAGAGGAUGAGCAAUAUCCCAAAAUCUCUAACAGAUUCUUCUUUUACCCUCUUCAAACUCGCCAUCUCGGCUUCUGAUCCUUGGCCUUUCUCUCUUGUUUUCUUAUAGCUACUACAUACUCUGUUUUUUUUUUUCAAUUUUAAUUUGGAUACAGAAAUGGGUCAUAAUCAUCAUCUGAAUUUCCAUUUUCAUGUUCCUCAUAUUCACUUCCAUCUCCAUCAUCAUCAUCAUCAUGGGAAGAGAGAAUUGAAGGAUAUACCAAAAGGGUGUCUAGCAAUAACAGUAGGACAAGGUGAAGAGCAACAGAGGUUUGUGAUACCAGUGAUAUAUAUAAAUCAUCCACUUUUUAUGCAGUUGUUGAAGGAAGCAGAGGAAGAAUAUGGAUUUGAUCAUAAUGGACCUAUUAAUAUUCCUUGUCAUAUUGAGGAAUUUCGACAUGUUCAAGGCAUGAUUCAGAAAGAAACUACUUCACACCACCAAACUCACAACAACCCCUGGUGCUUCAAAGCAUGAUUUCUUCUUUUUCUUUUCCAAUUUUUUUUUUCUGUUUUCCAAGAUGUUCAUAAACAUAAUUGUUGUGAAAGACGAUGACGAAAAUUGAAUGA